AUGAAUUUUCAAUUCUGGAAAAUAAUCGAAGAUAAACUCUACAAGUUUGGAAUGGGUGCAAAUACGAAUGUCGAAUACUCUGAUUUUAGAAGAUUAAUGAAUGAAUGGAAUCAACCUUACAAUCGUGAAACUGAUUUGAUUGAGUUUGGAUCAGAAAAACAGCUGUUUACAGAAAAAUCUAAAUGCACGAACUUGGAUUUUGACGUCCUGCCUUAUCCUACAGGAAAACUCAUAAUCGCGGCAUUGACACCAUUGAUUCUUUGCAAAGGAAUCAUGGACGGGGAGAUUGAUCACUCAGCUGGGUAUGGUUGUGGAAAAAGAGACAAGUGUUUCGAAGAUGAAAAACACUUCAGGAAAAGAGAUCAAAAAGCCAAAGGCAUCUCCGAUAGCGUUUAUGUUAGUAUGAAAGAACAGGCUCGAGUCGAUUAG
This is a messenger RNA of Ambispora leptoticha, 429 nucleotides long. The record is from the annotation of a GenBank genome assembly. Lineage: Eukaryota; Fungi; Glomeromycota; Glomeromycetes; Archaeosporales; Ambisporaceae.